AUGACAACCCUAAGAUCAAACUUGCCAUCGAGGAUUCGUCAACUUCUGUCUGCCGACGGUGCUCUCGGGCCGUCCAUCAAACUCGACUCUGAGCCUCCUCCUAAGAUCAAAGCCUUUAUCAAUAAGGUGAUACAGUGUCCAUUACAAGAUAUAGCAAUACCUCUUUCCGGUUUCCGUUGGGAGUACAGUAAGGGUAAUUUUCACCAUUGGAGGCCGCUUUUUCUGCAUUUUGAUACAUAUUUCAAGACAUACUUGUCUUGUAGAAAUGACCUACUCUUGUCCGAUAAAAUCUUAGAAGAUGAUAGUCCAUUUCCAAAGCAUGCAGUACUACAAAUUUUGAGAGUGAUGCAAACAAUUUUAGAAAAUUGCCAUAACAAGAGUUCAUUUGAUGGCUUAGAGCAUUUCAAGCUCCUACUUGCAUCAACAGAUCCUGAGGUUCUUAUAGCUGCAUUGGAAACACUUUCUGCACUAGUGAAAAUAAACCCCUCCAAGCUGCACGCUAGUGGGAAGAUGAUUGGUUGCGGUUCUGUAAACACAUAUCUCCUGUCUUUGGCACAGGGCUGGGGAAGCAAGGAAGAGGGAUUGGGUUUAUAUUCAUGCGUCAUUGCAAACGAGACUACCCAAGAUGACGGGCUGAAUUUGUUCCCAUCUGAUGUAGAAAAUGAUUCUGACAAGUCUCAGUGUCGAAUGGGUUCUACACUCUAUUUUGAAGUGCAUGGGAAUGCCCAAAGUACAGUGGAAAGCUCCAGCAAUGUAAAUAAUUCUACCAGUUUGGGGGUUAUACAUAUGCCAGAUCUGCAUUUGCAGAAGGAGGAUGAUUUGAAGAUGAUGGAACGAUGUAUAGAGGAGUACAGGGUACCUUCUGAGCUCCGGUUCUCACUGCUGACGAGAAUCAGAUAUGCUCGUGCCUUCCGUUCUCCGAGAAUAUGUAGGCUGUACAGCAGGAUUUGCCUUCUUGCAUUUAUUGUGCUCGUUCAGUCUAGUGAUGCUCAUGAAGAACUUGUUUCCUUCUUUGCUAAUGAGCCAGAGUAUACUAAUGAACUAAUCAGAAUUGUCCGGUCUGAAGAAUCAGUUUCUGGAACCAUCAGAACCCAAGCAAUGCUUGCCUUGGGAGCUCAGCUAGCUGCAUAUUCAGCAUCUCAUGAGCGGGCACGAAUCUUGAGUGCAUCCAGUAUCAGUUUUGCGGGGGGCAAUCGUAUGAUACUCCUGAAUGUGCUCCAGAGAGCUGUUUUAUCACUUAAAAACUCCAACGAUCCAACUUCUCUUGCUUUUGUUGAAGCCCUUCUUCAGUUCUAUUUGCUCCAUGUGGUUUCAUCAUCAACUACGGGGAGUAAUGUUAGAGGGUCAGGCAUGGUUCCAACAUUCUUGCCUCUUUUGGAGGAUUCUGAUCCUUCGCACUUGCAUCUAGUCUGUUUUGCUGUCAAAACUCUACAAAAGCUUAUGGAUUACAGUAGUUCUGCCGUGUCUCUUUUUAAAGAGUUGGGGGGAGUUGAACUUUUGGCUCAGAGACUACAGAUAGAGGUACACCGGGUUAUUGGUUUGGCUGGCGAUAAUGAUAAUUCAAUGGUCAUUGGCGAAAGCUCAAGAUACAGUGAUGACCAGUUGUACUCACAGAAGAGGCUCAUUAAAGCUUCGUUGAAGGCACUUGGGUCUGCUACGUAUGCUGCUGGGAAUUCCACCAGAGCGCAACACUCCCAUGACAGUUCUUUACCUGCAACUCUUUCUCUGAUAUUUGCAAAUGUAGAAAAAUUUGGUGGUGACAUUUAUUACUCUGCUGUGACUGUUUUGAGUGAAACUAUCCACAAAGACCCAACUUGCUUUUCUGCUUUGCAUGAAAUGGGGCUUCCAGAUGCAUUUAUAUCUUCAGUUGUAGCAGGAGUUCAUCCAUCUGCGAAGGCUCUUACAUGUGUACCUAAUGGUCUUGGUGCUAUUUGUCUUAAUGCCAAAGGCUUGGAGGCUGUGAAGGAAAGGUCAGCAUUACGCUUUCUUGUUGACAUCUUCACCAGCAAGAAAUAUGUUGUGGCAAUGAAUGAAGCUAUUGUUCCUUUAGCAAAUGCAGUGGAAGAGCUUUUGCGCCAUGUAUCAUCGCUAAGAAGUACUGGUGUUGAUAUUAUCGUUGAAAUCAUUGAUAAAAUUGCUUCCUUCACUGAUAGCCACAGCACAGGGGCAGCCGGAAAGGCAAAUGGGAGUACUGCUAUGGAAAUGGAUUCUGAAGACAAAGAAAAUGAAGGUCAUUGCUGUUUGGUCAGUUCUGCUGAUUCAGCUGCAGAUGGGAUCAGUGAUGAGCAGUUCAUUCAAUUAUCCAUCUUUCAUUUGAUGGUACUAGUCCACAGAACAAUGGAGAAUUCCGAAACAUGUCGGUUGUUUGUUGAGAAGUCAGGAAUUGAUGCUUUGCUGAAGCUUCUAUUACAACCCACUAUUGUUCAAUCGUCUGAUGGGAUGUCGAUUGCUUUGCACAGUACCAUGGUUUUCAAGGGUUUUACUCAACAUCACUCUGCUGCACUUGCCCGUGCAUUCUGCUCCUCCCUCAGGGACCACCUAAAGAAAGCUUUGUCUGGAUUUGGGGCAGUUUCAGGGUCCUUUUUGUUGGAACCUAGGAUGGCCUUGGAUGGUGGAAUCUUUUCUUCUCUGUUUCUUGUUGAGUUCCUUUUAUUUAUUGCUGCCUCAAAGGACAAUCGCUGGGUAACGGCAUUGCUUACUGAAUUUGGAAAUGGUAGCAAGGAUGUUGUUGAAGAUAUAGGGCGUGUCCAUCGUGAAGUUUUGUGGCAGAUUGCUCUUCUAGAAGAUACCAAGUCUGAGGUGGUGGAUGACAGUGCUGGUUCUACUACCAAUGAGUCACCACAGUCAGAAACAAAUACAAGUGAAACUGAAGAGCACAGGUUCAACUCUUUUAGGCAGUUCCUUGAUCCACUUCUCAGAAGAAGGACAUCUGGGUGGAGCAUUGAAUCCCAGUUUCUAGACCUUAUUAGCCUAUAUCGUGACCUCGGUCGUGCCAGUUCUCAACAAAGAACACAUUCUGAUGGUCCUUCGAAUCUUCGGAUUGGAUCCAGUCAGCAAUUCCAUCCUUCUGGGUCUUCAGAUGCUGUUGGUCCUCUUAAUAGAAAGGAGCAUGACCAGCAGAGGUCCUAUUAUACUUCUUGCUGUGAUAUGGUAAGAUCACUUUCUUUUCACAUUACCCAUCUGUUUCAGGAGCUGGGGAAGGUCAUGUCGCUACCAUCUCGUCGACGGGAUGAUGUUGUGAAUGUUUCCCCUUCUGCAAAAUCGGUGGCUUCUACUUUUGCGUCCAUUGCAUUCGAUCACUUGAACUUUGAAGGGCAUGCAAAUUCUUCUGGAUCUGAGGCUUCCAUAUCGACUAAAUGUCGGUACUUUGGUAAAGUUAUUGAUUUCAUUGAUGUCAGUCUACUGGAGAGACCAGAUUCAUGUAAUGCCGUUUUGCUAAAUUGCUUAUAUGGACAUGGAGUUGUCCAGUCAGUUUUGAAAACAUUUGAAGCUACAAGUCAAUUGCUCUUCACAGUUAGGGCUCCUGCAUCUCCCAUGGAAACGGAUGAUGGGAAUGCAAAGCAGGAUGAAAGGGAAGAUACUGACCAUUCAUGGAUUUAUGGUCCUUUAGCUAGCUAUGGAAAACUUAUGGACCACCUGGUAACGUCUUCUUUCAUAUUAUCUCCUUUUACAAAACACUUGCUAGCACAACCCCUGGCAAAUGGAAAUAUUCCUUUUCCGCGCGAUGCUGAGACUUUUGUAAAGGUCCUCCAAUCUAUGGUGCUGAAGGCAAUUCUUCCUCUCUGGACUCAUCCCCAGUUUGUUGAUUGUAGUUAUGAUUUUAUUAGUGCUGUUAUUUCUAUAAUCAGACACAUAUACUCUGGGGUUGAAGUGAAGAAUGUUAGUAGUAGCUCCAGUGCCCGUAUUACUGGCCCGCCUCCUAAUGAGACAACCAUUUCAACAAUUGUAGAGAUGGGCUUUUCCAGGUCUAGGGCAGAAGAAGCUCUGAGGCAAGUUGGAUCAAAUAGUGUGGAGUUAGCUAUGGAGUGGCUGUUUUCCCAUCCAGAGGAGAUUCAAGAAGACGAUGAACUGGCUCGUGCACUUGCCAUGUCUUUGGGUAAUCCUGAAUCAGACACUAAGGAAGCUGGUGCAAAUGACAAUGCUCCGCAGCUUGAAGAGGAGAUGGUCCAACUUCCUCCUGUUGAAGAGUUGUUAUCUACAUGCACAAAGCUUCUGCAGAUGAAGGAACCUCUAGCUUUUCCAGUUCGAGACCUACUUGUGAUGAUAUGCUCCCAAAAUGAUGGGCAAUAUCGGCCUAACAUCAUCUCGUUCAUUGUUGAUCGGAUAAAAGAAUCUAGUUUGAUUUUUGACAGUGGAAACAGUACCUUGCUAUCUGCUCUUUUUCAUGUUCUUGCUUUAAUUCUUCAAGAAGACGCAGUUGCACGAGAAAUUGCCUCAAAGAAUGGUCUUGUGAAAGUUGCAUCGGAUCUACUCUCCCAAUGGGAUUCUGGUUCAGUUGGUAGGGAGAAACGUGAAGUUCCAAGGUGGGUAACAACAGCUUUUCUUGCUAUCGACCGGCUGUUGCAGGUGGAUCAAAAACUGAAUUCUGAAAUUGCAGAGCAGUUGAAGAAGGAUGGUGUCAGUAGCCAGCAAACAUCACUUAGCAUUGAUGAGGAUAAGCAAAAUAAGUUGCAGUCUGCAUUGGGAGUAUCUUCAAAGCAUAUAGAAGUAAAAGAUCAGAAGAGGCUUAUUGAGAUUGCUUGUUCUUGUAUCAGGAACCAGCUUCCUUCCGAAACAAUGCAUGCUGUUCUGCAGCUUUGCUCUACUCUCACCAAAACUCAUGCUGUUGCGGUUCAUUUUCUUGAUGCUGGGGGUUUAAGUUUAUUGCUUUCCUUGCCGACAAGUAGCCUCUUUCCUGGGUUUGACAAUAUUGCUGCUACCAUUAUCCGCCAUGUUCUUGAAGAUCCUCAAACUCUUCAGCAGGCAAUGGAAUUUGAGAUAAGGCACAACCUUGUGGCUGCUGCCAACAGGCAUUCCAAUGGUAGGGUUUCUCCCCGCAAUUUUCUAUCAAGUCUAAGUUCUGCCAUUUCUCGGGAUCCUGUGAUAUUUAUGCGUGCUGCUCAGUCUAUUUGUCAAGUUGACAUGGUUGGUGAAAGGCCUUACAUUGUUUUGCUGAAAGAUCGUGACAAAGAUAAAAGCAAAGAAAAGGAAAAGGAGAAGGAUAAAUCUUUGGACAAAGAAAAAACACUGAUGGCUGAUGGUAAAGCUGCUCUGGGUAAUUUAAAUUCAGUAGCUUCUGGAAUUGGACAUGGCAAGGUUCAUGAUUCAAAUUCAAAGAGUGCAAAAGUUCAUAGAAAGUAUCCCCAGAGUUUUGUGUGUGUGAUUGAGCUUCUUCUAGAUUCUGUGUGCACUUAUGUACCUCCUUCUAAAGAUAAUGCUGUCGUUGAUGUUCUCCAUGAUACACCAUCUUCAACUGACAUGGAAAUUGAUGUUGCUGCUAUUAAAGGGAAGGGAAAAGCUAUUGCCUCGGUGUCUGAAGAUAACGAAGCUGGUACCCAAGAGGCUCCUGCAUCUCUUGCAAAGGUUGUUUUUGUUUUGAAGCUUCUGACAGAGAUCUUAUUGAUGUAUGCUUCAUCUGCUCAUGUUCUGCUUCGGAAAGAUGCUGAAAUUGGUAGUUGCAGGGCCCCUAGUCAAAAGGGUCCUACUGCUGUAUGCACUGGUGGAAUAUUUCACCAUGUUCUUCAUAAGUUUCUUCCAUACUCACGCAGUGCCAAGAAGGAAAAGAAAGCAGAUGGUGAUUGGAGGCACAAAUUAGCAAGCAGGGCUAGCCAGUUUUUGGUUGCAUCAUGUGUUCGUUCUUCUGAGGCAAGGAAGAGAGUUUUUACCGAGAUCAGUUAUAUUUUUAAUGAUUUUGUUGACUCAUGCAAUGGUUUCCGGCCACCUGACAAUGAAAUACAAGCCUUUUGUGAUCUGCUUAAUGAUGUUCUGGCUGCUCGUACUCCUACGGGUUCAUACAUUUCUGCGGAAGCUUCUGCCACUUUUAUAGAUGCUGGUCUGGUCGGAUCAUUGACUCGAUGCCUCCAAGUGCUGGACCUGGACCAUGCUGACUCGCCUAAAGUUGUCACCGGUCUUCUCAAAGCUCUCGAGUUAGUAACCAAAGAACAUGUCCAUUCUGCUGACUCAAAUGCUGGUAAGGGUGACAAUUCUACAAAACCUCCUGAUCAUAAUCAAUCUGGAAUGGGAGAUACUAUUGGUGAGAGAUCCCAAUCUAUGGAAACACCAUCCCAGUCCCACCAUGAUUCUGCACCAGCCGAACACAUUGAGUCUUUUAAUGCGGUCCAGUCUUUUGGUGGUUCUGAAGCAGUCACAGAUGAUAUGGAACAUGACCAAGAUCUUGAUGGAGGUUUUGCUCCUGCUAAUGAAGACUACAUGAAUGAAAAUUCGGAGGAAACAAGGGGUCUUGAAAAUGGCAUUGAUACUAUGGGUAUAAGGUUUGAAAUACAGCCUCAUGAGCAAGAAAAUCUUGAUGACGACUCUGAUGAUGAUGAUGAGGAUAUGUCUGAGGAUGAUGGAGAUGAAGUAGAUGACGAUGAAGACGAGGACGAUGAGGAGCAUAAUGAUCUCGAAGAUGAAGUCCAUCACCUGCCACAUCCUGACACUGAUCAAGAUGAUCAUGAGAUGGACGAUGAUGAGUUUGAUGAGGAAGUAUUAGAGGAAGAUGAUGAAGAUGAAGAGGAUGAGGAGGAUGGAGUUAUACUGAGGCUGGAGGAAGGCAUAAAUGGGAUUAACGUUUUUGACCAUAUUGAGGUUUUUGGUAGAGAUCACGGUUUUCCCAAUGAAACACUUCAUGUGAUGCCGGUUGAGGUUUUUGGUUCUAGGCGUCAAGGGCGCACUACUUCUAUUUACAGUCUUCUGGGCAGAACGGGUGAGAAUGCAGCUCCAUCAAGGCAUCCUCUUCUGGUUGGACCUUUGUCGCUGUCGUCGGCCCCGCCUAGGCAAUCAGAUAAUGCCCGUGAUGCGGUCUUACCAGAUAUAAACUCAGAGGUCACAUCUUCAAGAUUGGAUAAUAUUUUCCGAUCACUGAGGAAUGGGCGCCAUGGACACCGCCUGAACUUGUGGAUGGAUGAUAACCAGCAAGGUGGUGGAUCAAAUGCAAGUGCAGUGCCACAUGGACUUGAGGAUUUGCUUGUGUCCCAAUUGAGGCGACCAACGCCUGACAAGCCUUCUGAAGAGAAUAAUACAAAAUCAGUGGAUUCUCAGAACAAAGGUGAAACUGUAGAGUUACAAGAAUCAGAAACAGAUGUAAGGCCUGAAAUGCCCGUUGAAAACAAUGUCAAUAUUGAAAGUGGAAAUUCGCCGCCUCCUGAUCCAAUUGAUAAUUCUGGCAAUGCUGAUCUGAGACCAACUACAGUGAGUGAGUCUGUACAAGCAAUGGACAUGUCUAGCAUGCAUCCACAGUCCGUUGAGAUGCAGUUUGAACACAAUGAUGCAGCUGUUCGGGAUGUAGAAGCUGUGAGCCAGGAAAGUAGUGGAAGUGGAGCAACUUUAGGGGAGAGCCUUCGUAGCCUUGAUGUUGAAAUUGGGAGUGCUGAUGGUCAUGAUGAUGGUGCAGAGAGGCAAGGUUCUGCUGAUAGAAUGCCACUAGGUGAUUCACAGGCAGCUCGAGGAAGAAGAACAAAUGUCUCUUUCGGGAAUUCUGCCACUGUCAGUGCAAGAGAUGUUUCUCUGCAUAGUGUAACUGAAGUUUCUGAGAAUUCUAGCCGGGAGGCAGAUCAGGAGGGUCCAGCAGCAGAACAGCAACUUAACAGUGACGCUGGUUCUGGGGCAAUUGAUCCUGCUUUCUUGGAUGCUCUUCCAGAGGAGUUGCGAGCUGAAGUUCUCUCAGCACAACAGGGUCAAGCAGCGCCACAGUCAAAUGCUGAGCCACAAAAUGCUGGAGAUAUUGAUCCGGAAUUCCUUGCUGCCCUUCCUCCUGAUAUCAGAGCAGAAGUUUUAGCCCAACAGCAAGCUCAAAGGCUACAUCAAUCUCAGGAACUGGAAGGUCAACCAGUUGAAAUGGACACGGUCUCAAUAAUUGCAACAUUUCCUUCAGAUUUGCGUGAAGAGGUUCUAUUAACUUCAUCUGAUGCUAUACUUGCCAAUCUUACACCUGCUCUAGUUGCGGAGGCAAACAUGUUACGUGAAAGAUUUGCCCAUCGUUAUAAUCGCACCUUGUUUGGCAUGUAUCCUAGAAACCGUAGGGGUGAGACUUCAAGACCGGGUGAAGGCAUUGGAUCUAGCCUGGAAAGAAUUGGGGGAAGCAUUGCCUCGCGUAGGUCUAUUGGUGCUAAGGUAGUUGAAGCUGAAGGAGCUCCCUUGGUUGACACAGAGGCUCUGCAUGCAAUGAUCCGUGUACUCCGCGUUUUUCAGCCUCUGUAUAAAGGCCAGCUGCAGAAGCUUCUGUUGAAUUUAUGUGCUCAUAAUGAAACCCGAAAUUCUCUUGUGAAAAUUCUCAUGGACAUGCUAAUGCUUGAUACAAGAAAGUCUGCUGAUCACUCAACUGCUGCUGAGCCCUCGUAUCGGCUUUAUGCUUGCCAGAGUAAUGUGAUUUGUUCACGUGCUCAAUCUGGUGUUCCUCCAUUGGUAUCUCGGCGGAUUCUCGAAACUCUGACUUAUUUGGCUCGACAUCAUCCUAAUGUGGCAAAGAUUUUGCUUAACCUGAGGUUGCCUCAUUCUGCCCUGCAAGAACCAGAUAAUAUCAAUCACACACGUGGCAAAGCUGUGAUGGUUGUUGAAGAGACUGGAUCAAAUAAAAGUCAUCAGGAAGGAUAUCUAUCUAUUGCUUUGCUUUUGAGCCUCUUGAAUCAACCCCUUUAUUUGUUCAGAAGUAUAGCUCAUCUUGAACAGCUUCUUAACUUAUUGGAGGUCAUCAUUGAUAAUGCUGAAAGCAAGUCGUCUGACAAACCGGGGGUUGGAGUUUCUGUUUCUGAGCAACCUUCUGCUCCUCAAAUUUCAGCUUCAGAUGCUGAGAUGAAUACAGAUUCUGGUGGGACUUCUGUUGUAGAUGGUACGCCAGAUAAGGUUGAUGAUUCCUCCAAACCAACUUCUGGUGCAAAUAACAAAUGCAAUACUGAAAGUGCUCUGCUUAACCUUCCGCAAGCAGAACUGCGCCUUCUAUGCUCACUGCUUGCACGAGAAGGGCUGUCAGAUAAUGCAUAUACUCUUGUAGCAGAGGUAAUGAAAAAGUUGGUGGCAAUAGUUCCUCCCCAUUCGAACCUGUUUAUUACUGAGCUGGCAGAUGCUGUUAGAAAUUUGACUAGAGUUGCUAUGAAUGAGUUGCACACGUUUGGUCAAACAGUGACAGCACUACUCAGUACCAUGUCUUCUGUUGGAGCUGCUAUUUUAAGAGUUCUGCAGGCAUUAAGUUCCCUUGUUGCCUCUUUGAUGGAGAAAGAGAAGGAUCCACAGAUUCUUGCAGAAAAGGAGCAUACUGUUUCUCUUUCUCAGGUUUGGGACAUCAAUGCGGCUUUGGAACCUUUGUGGCUUGAGCUGAGCACUUGCAUAAGUAAGAUAGAGAGCUAUUCAGAUUCUGCCCCUGAUUUGGCGGCUUCAUAUAAAGCUUCCACAUCUAAGCCAUCUGGUGUAAUUCCUCCACUGCCUGCCGGCACUCAGAACAUCUUGCCAUACAUAGAAUCUUUCUUUGUCGUGUGUGAGAAGUUGCAUCCUGGGCAGCCAGGCCCUGGCAAUGACUUUAGUGUUGCUGCGGUUUCUGAGGUUGAUGAUGCAAGUACAUCUGCUGGCCAGCAGAAAACCUCAGGUCCCACUUUGAAAAUUGAUGAAAAGCAUGUUGCUUUUUUGAAGUUCUCAGAGAAGCAUAGGAAAUUGUUAAAUGCUUUUAUCCGUCAAAAUCCUGGUUUGCUAGAAAAGUCUUUCUCACUUAUGCUGAAGGUUCCGCGAUUUAUUGAUUUUGACAACAAGCGGGCUCACUUCAGAUCGAAAAUAAAGCAUCAACAUGAUCAUCAUCACAGUCCUCUAAGAAUUUCAGUAAGAAGGGCAUACAUUCUUGAAGAUUCAUAUAAUCAGCUUCGCAUGCGAUCGACUGAGGAUUUGAAGGGGAGAUUGACAGUUCACUUUCAAGGAGAGGAAGGUAUUGAUGCAGGUGGACUUACAAGGGAAUGGUAUCAGUUGUUGUCCAGGGUUAUUUUUGACAAGGGGGCACUACUAUUUACAACUGUGGGCAAUGAAUCAACAUUUCAGCCGAAUCCCAACUCUGUUUACCAAACAGAACACCUUUCAUAUUUCAAGUUUGUUGGGCGAGUGGUUGGGAAAGCACUUUUCGAUGGCCAGUUAUUGGAUGUUCAUUUCACGCGAUCUUUCUACAAGCACAUUUUGGGGGCUAAGGUCACUUAUCAUGAUAUUGAGGCCAUUGAUCCUGAUUACUUUAAAAAUCUCAAGUGGAUGCUUGAGAAUGAUAUAAGCGAUGUGCUAGACCUUACUUUCAGCAUUGAUGCUGACGAGGAAAAGCUGAUACUAUAUGAAAGGACAGAAGUGACAGACUAUGAACUGAUUCCUGGUGGCCGGAACAUAAAAGUUACAGAGGAAAAUAAGCACCAAUAUGUUGAUUUAGUUGCGGAGCAUCGGUUAACAACUGCUAUUCGUCCUCAGAUAAAUGCAUUUUUGGAAGGAUUCACUGAAUUGAUUCCCAGAGAACUAAUAUCCAUUUUUAAUGACAAGGAAUUGGAACUACUGAUCAGUGGACUUCCAGAUAUUGAUUUGGAUGACAUGAGGGCAAAUACUGAAUAUUCUGGAUACAGCCCCGCAUCUCCUGUCAUACAGUGGUUCUGGGAGGUUGCCCAAGGUUUUAGCAAAGAGGAUAAAGCUCGUCUAUUGCAGUUUGUGACUGGCACCUCUAAGGUGCCUUUAGAAGGUUUUAGUGCACUUCAAGGGAUUUCAGGCUCACAAAAGUUUCAGAUACACAAGGCGUACGGCAGCGCUGAUCAUUUGCCAUCUGCACAUACUUGUUUCAACCAGUUGGAUUUACCUGAGUAUCCUUCUAAACAACAUCUUGAGGAGAGAUUGCUUCUUGCGAUUCACGAGGCCAAUGAAGGAUUUGGAUUUGGUUAAGAGUUUAGGGGGUUAUAAAGUGGUCACCAUGUAGAUAAUAUUAAAUGUUCAAAGUUAUAUCAUGGAAGGGUGUCAGUGGUAAAUGGGCUAAGAGAUGCUGAGUUUUUCUUGAUGCAUUAUAAACUGUACAGUCCUUUUUUUCUUUGCAAUGAAAGUGUCUUUGGCAGUUAUUUUUUGCCAAUUUGCUUUCACUCA
Prunus persica (peach) is the source of this 11277-nucleotide messenger RNA. Its product is annotated as E3 ubiquitin-protein ligase UPL2. The record is from RefSeq and is a predicted model, not a curated record. Gene Ontology annotation, biological process: proteasome-mediated ubiquitin-dependent protein catabolic process; protein polyubiquitination; positive regulation of protein catabolic process. Gene Ontology annotation, molecular function: protein binding; ubiquitin-protein transferase activity. Lineage: Eukaryota; Viridiplantae; Streptophyta; Magnoliopsida; Rosales; Rosaceae.